Molecule: messenger RNA, 603 nt
Organism: Emiliania huxleyi CCMP1516
Lineage: Eukaryota; Haptophyta; Isochrysidales; Noelaerhabdaceae
Exons: 3
Coding region: 1-603 (200 amino acids)
Source: RefSeq, a predicted model, not a curated record
AUGCAGACUGACGGCGAGCCGCCCAUCACUGUGGUGGAGGCUGACGGCGAGCCGCCCGUCACUGUGGUGGAGGCUAACGGCGACGAACCGCCCGUCACUGUGGUUGAGGUCGUCGCCGUGGAGGUGCUCGCUCCGGCAGGCGCCGUGGAGGUGCUCGCAACGGCCGAUGCCGUGCCCGUGGAGGUGCUCGCUCCGGCAGGCGCCGUGGAGGUGCUCGGCAGCAGCAGCGAGGCUGUGUCGGCGGCCACGAGCGACGCUUGCGUGUGCUCCGAGUGCAAGAAGGUGCACCCCCAGUCGAGCUUUUCGAAAACCCAGUGGAGCAAGCCAGUGGAACAGAGGCGGUGCAAGUCCUGCAUUGGAGCUGGAAAGUGGAUGCUACUCGAUGGCACCGCCGUGCUGCUGCUUCCGAUGCUCUUGGUUGCAAUUCGACGAGAGCAAAACCCGAUUUACCGAAGGCCCAACGUUGACUCACUGCUGCUGCUGCUGGCCUUCUUGUGGAAGGCUCGGAUGGCCGCCUCUCCCCACCCGAUGGUGCUGACGGUGAGCGUCUCGGGCGCCUCGCCACCCGCCUUUGCGGUAGACGGUCGCGAAGUCGGUUGGUAA